Thrips palmi is the source of this 1211-nucleotide messenger RNA. RefSeq lists its product as uncharacterized. NCBI's taxonomy places the organism in Eukaryota, Metazoa, Arthropoda, Insecta, Thysanoptera, Thripidae. The record is from RefSeq and is a predicted model, not a curated record. The transcript is spliced from 4 exons. The coding region runs from base 1 to 618 and encodes 205 amino acids.
AUGCGCUCGUGCUCGUUGUUCGUCCUCGUGGCCGCCCUGAUGGUCCUGGCCGCCGCCCAGGACGUGGACACCAAGGCCCAGGACGAGACCAAGCCGUCGCCACUGACCGCCAUCCAGCUGCCCAGCUCGUUCAAUCUGUCCACCAACAUGGUGCAGACCUUGGCCGUCGCCGGCGCCGUGGUCGUGGGCCUGAUCGGCGCCGUCGGCAUCCUCGCCCUCAUCCUGCCCAUGUUCGGCUUCCGCAUGUGCUACCUCUUCGGCACUUGCGACGCCUCCUACGCCCACGCCUUCCUCGCGCCCACCGCCUACGACGCCUACGCGUACUCGCAGCCCGUGUACGCCAGCGCCGCGUACGCCAAGAGCUAUGACGGCGCCACCAACGAGCUUCCCUACUCGUACGACGCCUACCCUCAGCACGCCGCCCAGGUCACCUACCCCACCACCAACAGCGUCGCCGCCAACGCCUACCAGAAGAGGUCCCUGGAGUACGUCGGGCCCAUCCUCAAGAUGCUGAGCAACGCUUACGAGAAGUACAACCACCCCGCCCAGGCCAAGUCCAUCGUGGAGAGCGCCAAGCCCGCCGUGAGCAGCGCGCCCGCUGAGAUCCAGGCGGAGUAGGUUCAAGCCCUGCGGAAAUGGAGACACUGCGAGGAGAAAUGAAUCCCGCCGAAGCUCUGCCCGUCAAGCUUCGAGCCCCGUUGCAAGCGUUGCAGGCGGGGCAGGGCCCUGUCAGAAAUCCGUCCUUACAGUAUUAGCCAGUGGGUCAGUUGGCUGCCCUGCAGAGGCGCCACGUCCCGAGCUGCCGGCUUUGGGAAUUCCCCAUCGGUGCCUUCAAAUCUAGGGAAUCCCCACUGCCGACUGCAUCGCCAUACUCUAGAAUGAAUAGUUAAGACGUUAAAUUUCGAUUAGGACUUAUAGUUGUACAAAUUUAUUUUUCAAGAUUAGAGAGUAAGCAGAGCGAGAAAAACGACAGUGAACGUGUAGAAUUGACGGGUGUGCCAUGUGUUUGAUAGCCUGCCUCUGUUGUUGCCAUACCCGAGUUUCACGUAUACUCCUCAUAGUGCCAUUGUAUUGUCUUCGUUUGUUACUGUGCAUUUAACAGUUUCUUUCAGGCGAUUUGAAAUACAAUUAAUGUCGGGACUUAAUGCUAAUAUGUUGGCACACUUUUGCCUGCUGCAUACGGUGUGUUUGUAAAUUGUUGAGUAGUUUUA